This is a messenger RNA of Cynara cardunculus var. scolymus (artichoke), 1017 nucleotides long. RefSeq lists its product as uncharacterized. The record is from RefSeq and is a predicted model, not a curated record. Gene Ontology annotation, biological process: defense response. NCBI's taxonomy places the organism in Eukaryota, Viridiplantae, Streptophyta, Magnoliopsida, Asterales, Asteraceae. Bases 1 to 1017 code for a protein of 338 amino acids. The transcript has a single exon.
AUGUCGUCUCGACCACGAUCAAAACGCCUCGAAAUCACCCUCAUUUCCGGCCACGACCUCCCACCAAUCGCCAGAAAUCUAACCACCUACGCCGUCGCCUGGCUCAAACCCGAUCACAAAUUAACCACCCAAGUUGAUCACGGCGGCCACACUAACCCUAAAUGGGAUCAUAAGUUCGUCUUCAAUCUCGAUCGGAGUUUCUCAAUUUCCGACACCACCACCACCGUUACCUUCGAGAUCUACAACGUCGGUUGGUUACGCGAUUUUCUCGUAGGAUCCGCUCAGGUUAUCGUAAGCAAUCUCGUGGAGAGAAGAUCGAAGAAUCAUCGACCGGUUACCGUUCAAUUGCGUAGGCCAACGGGUAUUUUACAAGGGGUUUUGAACGUUGGGGUUAACCUAAUCGAUCGUUCGAAUGAUAACGUUGGUCGGAAUGUUGUUUCUCGUGAUCCGAUCGGGAAGAUCGGUGUAUUGGAGAAUGACGAGGAUCGGAAGAUGAACGAUGAGAAGAAGCUUGAGAGAUCGAGAAGCGAAAGGACGGCAAAGUUUGGGGAUUUUUCGGUAGCGGAUGAAGGUGGUGAUGGUGACGGUGAUCGACGGGUUUUGAGUCGUUCAAUGAGUGGGUGUUCCGUGACGCAAAUUGGGUCGGUUAAUUCGAUGAUGCGGCCUUUGCCUUCGGAGGUGGUGGCAGCGUUGAAAAACGGGAUGUAUUCGACAGGAGGGGACGAUAUCGAGAGCUACGUUUUUAGUGCUGGGACGGUGGAGCGUGAGCCACGGAAUGAUAAGAAGGAUCUAAAUGCGAUGGUGGCGAAGUGGCGGCAUACGGUGAUGAAUGAUAAAACUCCAGUGGUGGAUAAUCGGAGAUUGAUAUCUUACGACCACGAGCAACGGAGGAAAAAAGGAGGACGAGGACGAGGAGGAUUGUUUUCGUGUUUCGGGAACAUUAAAGGAAAGGAAUUUUCUUUCAUAUGUGGGAACAACGAACCCGCUAAGAGGAAGAAGAGAAAACCGAAGGCUUGA